AGAGCCAAGCUUUCCCACCACGAGCUUGUGUUUUGCAUACCCACACGCAAGGGGUUGCUGCGCAGAGAAGAUGGAAUUGACCAUUUCGGCUCUGUGGCUGCACAGAUUAGUUUUAUGGUGGGUGGCUGUGCCUCCUCCCGCCGCUGUUGCCGUGAAGUCUUCCAAAUGCAUGCGUGCAAGCCACGAUCAUCAGACCCUACUCCGUCAACCCCUUCAUCUUAUCCCAAUAACAACCAGACUUUCUAUCCUACCUUAUCGUCGAAUCUUCUUCUUCUUCUUCUUCUUCUUCUUCGUUGUGGUGUUUCCUGCUUCAAGAUUCCAGUGACUUCAACUCUAUAAGACGUGGUGGUGUUCGUCUGCUGCAAGUGAUCGAGCCAUCAUGGACGAUGAGUUGUUGGUGGAGAUCCUGACGAGGCUCCCCUUGAAGUCCUUGUUCAGGUUCACGUGCGUCUGCAAAGCAUGGUGCAGACUCAUCUCCAACGACGACUACCUCCGGCGAAAACUCCCCCUGAUCACGUCCGCCAUCUUCUACACAUUGGAGCCCGACCUGAUGGAGGAGCCGAGGUACGCAUGCACGUCCUCGGACGGCGGUCUCGGCGGCUGCAGUCUUACCUUCUUCCCCUUCCAUCAGAGCUCGACCAUCGUCGACGUCUGCAACGGGUUGCUCCUUUGCUACUCGAGCCUCCUCUCCGCGUUCCAUGUCCUCAGCCCAGCUACAAGACGGUGGAGGGAGCUCCCCAAGCCAUCCAAGAGAAGCCAGCGCUCGAUCAUGGCGUUCGAUCCCUGCAACUCCUCCGAAUUCAAGGUCGUCUCCUUCACCGGCUGGGUAGAGCAGGGGGCGGAGCUGGAGGUAUUCGCGUCGGACACCGGGAACUGGGUCGAGCACCAGGUGCACUGGGGGAUCCAUUCCGACGCCAUGUCCACCACCAUGUGCUUCUUCGAUACCACCCUCUACAUCCUCGCUCAUCCAAACUACGUCGUCGGCAUCGACGUCACCAGCUUCGAUACCUGCUCUAAGAUCGAGCUGCCGGAACCGAUCAAGCACGAAGCACGUAUCGGUAAAUCCGGUGGUUGUCUUUGCUACACCCACAGGGACGGAGAUCAGCUAAAGAUAUGGAAGCUUAGAGACUCGAAUGGAGGUACGUGGGUGGUAAGAGGUGUUAUCAGCAUUCCACGGAUGGUGGAACGGAGUCACCGUCGCUCCACUUCUUUUCCUUGUCUGCCACUGCAGUGCAAGUUCAUGGCGUUCCAUCCGCAUAGGGAGGUGGUUUACCUGUGGCUGAGGGGGAAGAUGGUGGGUUAUGAUGUGAACGAGGGUUCGGUGGAGGAGGCGUAUGAGCUUGGGAAGGAGAUGGGGAGAGCUCAUUUCUUCCAGAUCUGGUUGUUCCCCUUCUCCUGCUACAUGUCGAAUUGCUUAGCGGACGUACAAGGCAGCAGCCACUGUGCGUGAUACAAGUGUACGUGACAAUAGCCUGUUGUUUAAUUUCAUACGUCGCAUUCUCCGAUUACUUGUA
This is a messenger RNA of Musa acuminata AAA Group (dessert banana), 1514 nucleotides long. RefSeq names its product F-box protein At5g49610-like. NCBI's taxonomy places the organism in Eukaryota, Viridiplantae, Streptophyta, Magnoliopsida, Zingiberales, Musaceae. The coding region runs from base 380 to 1450 and encodes 356 amino acids. Gene Ontology annotation, molecular function: protein binding. The record is from RefSeq and is a predicted model, not a curated record. The transcript has a single exon.